AUGUCAAUUGCUGCAGUAGCCCCAGUAAGCAACAAUGGAGUCUCAACGACGACGUUUCAUGAUCUCCCUGAAGAAACCACCGCUGAAAUCUUCUCAAGACUCUCUGUAAAAGACCUAAUCAAAUCAAGCUCAGUGAACAAAGCAUGGUACUCUCUUAUCAACAACCCAUCUUUUAUUUCCUCUCAAAUUCGGAAAGCUGUUAACUUUUGUGAUGAUAAUGCUGUGCUUAUAAUCCCCCCUUUUAUCUCUCACCAAAAUUACUGCUCUUUAAUCUCUGCUGAUACUUCUCGAGUUAUCGAAAAAUUCGACAUUCCCUUUGUUACCAAGAGUGGCAGUUUGAAGCUAAUUGCGCAAGUAGAUGGAAUGCUUUUGUUAACUGAUUUGCAUAUAGAUUAUGCUGCUAGGGAGUUGUAUUUGUGGAACCCUUUUGUUAGGAGACAUAGGGUUCUUGUUUCGAGUUGUUUUAAGAGGCUUUUGGAUGAUAGGGAGAAGAGUUAUUAUGUUGUCGGGAUGGGGUAUGAUAAGGGUACGGAUGAUUAUAAGGUUAUUAGGAUUGUUUACGUUCAGGAUGGAAAGGGGAAGCAGUUUGGAGAGGUGGCUCCGAAGGUUGAGGUUUAUAGUUUGAGGAAGAACACGUGGAAGAAGAUGGGGGAUUCUCGGGUUCCGAGGCUUGUUAAUGAAAUGGGGGCUUAUGUUGAUGGUAGGUACUACUGGUUGUUUGGGGAAUUUAAUGUGCCAAAUCGUGUUCCCCGUCUAUUUGGAGUUAUUGCCCCGUUUAAGCUCAUGAGUUUUGAAGGUUCACUCGCUCUUUGUACUUUGGACCCAGAUUGCUACAAUCUAGUGCCUCCCAAGUAUCCUUUUCCUAUAUGGUUGAGGAGGCAACGAAAAGGUGUAGGCUCUUGGGUUCUACUUGCUACAGCUGUGCUCAAACAAUAUGGGCAUCCUUUGAAUAUUACAAAGACUGGAACUCUUAUAGUAGAGUCAUUCCAAUCGCAGCGUCCUGAUGAAACGCACAUAGUCUCUAUUAAUUUUAAGAGCAGGAUUUCUAAAUAUCAUGGAUAUGGUAAGCACGGGGGUCCAGAUGUUUCCCGUGAAGUCCUUGCUCCAUCUACUGUAGACACCUCGUUUCCACAGAGUCUAAUCAUGUACGAGGGAGGCAAAUCACUGUUGAAAUAUGCAAAGUGA
Daucus carota subsp. sativus is the source of this 1185-nucleotide messenger RNA. Its product is annotated as F-box/kelch-repeat protein At3g17530-like. Gene Ontology annotation, molecular function: protein binding. The record is from RefSeq and is a predicted model, not a curated record. Bases 1 to 1185 code for a protein of 394 amino acids. The transcript is spliced from 2 exons. NCBI's taxonomy places the organism in Eukaryota, Viridiplantae, Streptophyta, Magnoliopsida, Apiales, Apiaceae.